AUGAAUAAAUUAUUAUCAUCACCUCAAUGGGAAGAAGUUGCUCGUUAUGUAUAUAAUAAAGUUAAUAAUAAAGUUCAUAGUAUAAAAUUUAUACCAAAUAAUUAUUCAAUUAAUGAUAUGUUAUUGGAGGAAUAUAUAGAUUAUAAUCCUAGUUCAAGUCUUUGUCAUGUCAGUUACCAUGAUUUUGAUAAUGGCAGUGAUUUUUUAGUAACUUAUUUACACGAUAAUGGAUUAACGACAAACGAUUUUUUGACAAGAGGAGGAAAUUAUUGGGUGGUGUUAUUGGACCGAGAUUAUUAG
This is a messenger RNA of Diversispora eburnea, 300 nucleotides long. The record is from the annotation of a GenBank genome assembly. NCBI's taxonomy places the organism in Eukaryota, Fungi, Glomeromycota, Glomeromycetes, Diversisporales, Diversisporaceae.